GGCGGCUGCAGGACGGGUGAGGUGGUUCGCGGUGCGAGGACGGGACGGCGCCGUUCGGGGGUCGCACACUCGGUAAAUCCGGGCGCGGACGGUGCGAAGCCCACGGGGCAGCGAGGCGGAGCUUCGGACAGGGAGCGGAGCGGGGCUCGGAUCACCCUGGAAUGACCUGCUGGCUGCCCGGCCCCGGGACUGACCGACAAGCGUCUCCACCUCGUUGGGUGGGGAAUGUCCGGCCUCGGUAACACCACCAGCCCCUGCCUGGAGUCAGCGACCCGCGGCGCGACCGCCGCCGCUCUGCUGGAGCUGGGCCUGGGCUCGGCCGUGCUGUGCGCCUCGCUGCUGGGGAACGGCCUGGUGCUGGCGGUGUUCAGGAGCAGGCCGCAGCUGCUCCACGUGGCCAACCGCUUCGUCUUCAACCUGCUGCUGGCGGACCUGUUGCAGACGCUGCUGGUGAUGCCGCUGGCGGUGGCGGGCAGCGUGCCCGGGCUCCGACCCCUCGCCGGCGGCCUCUGUAAACUGCUGGUGGUCUCUCUGCAUCUGUUCGCCUUCGCUGGCGUCCACAGCACGGUGCUGGUGUCCAUCGACCGCUACCUGGCCAUCAUGCACCCCCUAUCCUACCCCGCCCGCAUGACGCCCCGUCGGGCAUCCAGUCUGAUCGCGCUGAGCUGGGCGCUGGGCGCUGCGCAGAGCACGCCGCCGCUCUACGGCUGGGGCCGGGUGGCCGCUGACGGCUGCUCCUCCUGCCGCCUCCUCUGGGCCUCCAGCCCCUCCUACACGCUGCUGACCGCGCUGCUCGCCUUCUGGCUGCCGGCCGGCAUCAUGCUCCGCUGCUACUGGCUGGUGUUCCGGGCGGCUCGGCGACAGAACGCCCGGGUGCAGCCGGCGCUCGCACGGAGCCCGGGCGGGGAGAAGCGUCGGGGUCGGGGCCCGCCGCGCCGCUCCCAUUGCAAGGCGGCGCGGGUGGUGUUCGUCACCGUGGCCUCGCACCUCCUGGGCAUGGGCCCAUACAGCGUCCUUGGCACCGUGUCGGCGGCCGGGGCCACGCAACCCGCACCCUGGCUCGGCGCCGCCGCCCUCAUCCUGCUGCAUUCGCGGUGCUGCGCGCACCCCUACAUCUACGGAUACCUCCACCGGGGCAUCCGCCGGGAGCUGCUCCUCCACCUGCCCGCCGCCUGUUGCCGCCCGCCGGCGCCCGGGCUCUCGCCCUCCUCCCCGACCAGCGCCAGGGCUCCCCGCACCGCUGGCUCCUGGGCCGCUCCCCGCGCCUCUGCCCCGACAUCCUGGGCAGAAGCCUCGGUCACUGCAGCCGCGGCCACUGGCGGCCGAAGGGACACCGUGUCGACCAGCUGCAGCUCAGACAACGAACUGCACCUCCUGCCCGGUCACAGGGCCGACCGGUGACGGGGAUCCGGGCAGUGACUGGACACAGACUGGGGACGAAACCGGUGACAUGAUCCGGGCUGGGGAUGGGACCUAGACUGGUGAUGGAAUCCCGAACGGUGAACGAACCGGAAUCAGUUGAAGGGGUCCGUGACCAAAGAUGAAGCCUGAGAGGUCAGGUGAACAGG
Amblyraja radiata (thorny skate) is the source of this 1568-nucleotide messenger RNA. RefSeq names its product G protein-coupled receptor 101 (gene gpr101). The record is from RefSeq and is a predicted model, not a curated record. Gene Ontology annotation, cellular component: membrane. NCBI's taxonomy places the organism in Eukaryota, Metazoa, Chordata, Chondrichthyes, Rajiformes, Rajidae. Gene Ontology annotation, biological process: G protein-coupled receptor signaling pathway. The coding region runs from base 226 to 1401 and encodes 391 amino acids. Gene Ontology annotation, molecular function: G protein-coupled receptor activity. The transcript is spliced from 2 exons.